Molecule: messenger RNA, 4566 nt
Organism: Cinara cedri
Lineage: Eukaryota; Metazoa; Arthropoda; Insecta; Hemiptera; Aphididae
Source: the annotation of a GenBank genome assembly
UUCAACCCUAUUGGUUUAUAAACUCGAAGCAUCACGUGAUGGGGAUGGAGAAAAAAGUUUUUGACUCCACGUAGUGUUUACUGUUAACAGAUUUUUUGUUAUUGUUGUUCGCACUGAAAUGUCAAUCCGCUUUAUCCGUUGUGUAACAAAUACUAGUAAUCGUAAAACGGCCACUAACAAGUUUCCCCGUACAUGAUGAUCCUUCGUGAUGAUAUCAUCCUUAACGAUGCUUUGUACCCCCAUAAGAAUAUCUAUGAUCGGGCUACUGUUCUAUUACAGAAUCUUCCGUUUCGUUUGCUUAGUAAAAUAUCUAAAGAAAACUUCGAACCGUUUAAUUCCCAAAAAAUGAGAGUCCAUUACUCGAAACGUUUCCCAAGUAUGUGCAUGAGCUCAACAUUCUACGAUGAUAUAAUGAACAUCGCCGAAAUGCAUGUUCAUUAUUACCGUAAGUAUCUAUUUUGAUAAUAAUUUUUAUGGUAAAUAAAGCAUGCCAUUUUGAACAUGUGUUUGACAUCAAUAAACUAUUAUAACUAAUGUUAUUGAAUGCUAACUUUUGUACCAGUGCCGUGAAUACAUUAAAUUAAUGUAAUUAUUAGUUAUAAAUCUUAUUUUAUUUUAAAUAUUAAUCAAUUCAUUUAAACAAAUUUAAAUAAUUAUUACUGGUCUAAAAAAUAUACUUAACACAAUCACAUAUUAUAUUUUUAUAGGUCCCUGCCUAAAUCAUUUUAUAAAGAAAUUAAAUUAUGAAUAAAUACACUAUUUUAUUUUUAAAUGAAAGUUUUUGAUAAUGUAUUAUUUAAUCAUAAAAACAAAUGGAUAAUUUAAUUAUUUUACAUACAUUUAAUUACUUCAUAUACUUAUCUCAUAUUCCUAACUUUUUUUUGUAUUUACAUAAACAAAAAAUUGUAUAUAAAAUAAUUCAAAACAAUUGUUUUAGAGUAUAAUUUAGCAAUUUAAUUUCUUAGCAAUCUUAUUAAAAGUAUAUGAAAGAAUUUAAAUUUAUAUAAUAUAAAAAGUGUUGUUUCUAACAAUUCUAUUGUAUCCUGUGUCUUACAUGGAAUAUUUUAUGACUAUUAUUUUGAAUGUGCUAGUUUAAGAAAAUACGUGAAAAUAUAACAAUAUAGUCUAUGGCAUACUGCACAUUUACUAUGGGUAAAUAUAUCAUUGAAAGGAUUAAUAAUAAUGGGCACUAAUAUUCUAGUGAUAACUAUAGUAAACAAUAAUAUUUUAUACAUUUAUAUUUCUAUAUUCAGCAGAUUGGUCAGCUAAUAAAUUUAAUUUUUCUUAAAUUAAACUGCUAACCAGUUUGCUUGAGGUGAAAUGAACAAUUGCAUUGUUUUAUCUGAAAUCCAAUAUUAUAUGGAUAUAAAGUGAUAGAAAGUGACCCACAGAUUAUCAGGUUAUGCCAUAAAAAAAAUACCAAAAAUAAGACAGCGUGAUUAGUAGGUAUACAUUUAUUAUACACUGCCCAAUGUAAUUAGAUUCACACUACGGCCAACAAGAUGCCUAUAGUACACAUACAAUGAUAAUAAUUAACUGUAAUAUACUACUAUGAUAAUUUUAUUUUUACAUGUACACAGUAUACCGGUGAAUUUUCAAUACAAUUUUGAUAGUAUAUGAUGUAUAGGAGAGCAUGGUUAGAGCAGAUUUGAAUGAAAAUUACAUUAUAUUUUAUAAUAUUAGACCUGUAGUUUAGAGGUUUAUAAAUAUUGUAUAACUUAUUAUAACUCCAUACAUGCAAGAACUUUUACUAACAUAAGUAGCCUAUCAAACCAAAAUUUGGAGAAUUUUGUAUGAUUUGUUCCAAAAUAACUGUUAGAAUUAUGUCUUAGAUGUAUCAAUAUUCAAUGAUAAACAUUAGUUAAAUUUAUUUUAUUUUUUAAUAUUGAUUUUUUUGAGAAAUUAAAAUUUGUAUUACUCCCAUUAACCAUUUGAUGGAAUAGGCCACUAUUGCGCUCAAUCCCUCAAUUAUUCAUAAUGUUUGCACAGUAGAUAUACUACUAGGACAUUAGGUAACAAAAUUUAGGAUACGUAAAAAUUAUUCUAAACUUAUGAUUUUUGAUCUUUGUUUCCAAAAAGUUCUUACCUUAGAUCAUAGGUUAUAGACAGGAAUUUAAUUUAUAUCUGUAUGCAACGAUUAACUAUUGCUAACGAAAAACAAUUUAGAGCAAAGUUCCAUUAUACAUUUUUUGAAAGACCUUUUCGUCAAAAUUUAAUAUAAAGUUCUUAUAAAAAAAAUUCUUCAUUAAACUCAAUUUUAUUUUUAUUUUUACCACGAUGUACAACUUGUAAUAAACCACUUGUUUAAUUUUCAAGCAUUUCUAUUUAGUCUAACAAUUUUAUCUACAGAGUACCUACAAAUAAAAAUUAUACAAAACUUGUAAAAUUAAAAUGUUUAUAAAUAACUUUAAAAUGACCCAAAUGUUUUGAAAUUAUUACCAUGUUUAGAAAAGGCAAAUAUAAGUUUUAUCUCCAAAUUUAAGUUUCCGCAAAUAUUUUUAACUGAAUUACAACAAAAAUAAAAAUUAAAAAUAAUACAUUUCGUAAAUUUUCCUGUUUUUUCCAGUUAUUAUGAAAAUAAUAAUUAAAAAUUGUUAUCUUAAAAUUGCCAAAAAAAAUCAAAAAAUGAUCUCUUUAAAGUUCCAAAUAGAUAAAAUUUUCUUUCAAAAAUGGUGCUACACUUGAUACAAAUUUCUAGUAAAAAGUUGUUCACAGAAUAAAAAAAAUAAACGUCAUUGUAAAACCAAUAAUUUCUUCGUCUAUGUUUCAAAUUUAAAAUAUUUAAAUGUACUAAAUUUAAUUCAAAUAACUUUUUUGCUUUCAUUAUAUUUAUCUGUCUUAAGAAUUAAUUAAUGUUGUAACUGAACUGCCUGCACCCGUCACAAGCAACGCUAUUUUCGGGGCAGCAUUAACAAUUUAAAAUUUCUUGUACUGCUUUUUAAAACUUAUUGACAAUAAAAAUUAUUGUUAUUAUAUUAAUUUAUAAAUAUAAUGGUUUCCGUGAUUCAUUUUAGUUUUAUCAUAGUUUUCUUUAUUUUCAGUCAUUUUUGUUUACAAGUCACAAAUACUUGAGUUUUGUUAACUGUUAUUAUUUUUUGAUUUUUCCAAGUUUUUCGCUCUAUGAACAAACUGUUUAACAACAAUAUAUACAAUUGUUUUUCUUACAAACACAAUAUUAAUUAAUUAUAUUGAUAAUUAAAAUUUAAAAAUAAAAAUAUAUAUUUUCUAUUAUCAUUACUUAAACAAAGUAAUUCAAUAGUUUUAUUAUACUGAGUUAUAUGCUUACUCCAUGGGAAUGAAAAUAACAUUGUAACAUUGUAGGUUAAAAUCGUGUUAACAUGCAAAAUAUUUUAAAUCAGAAAAUAAAAUUUCUAAUUCACAUUUUAGAUCUAAAAACCAUACACAUUUUCUAAAAAAUAAAGAAAAUGACUAAAAUCAAAAAUUGCAAAAUAAAAUGAAUUAAUAACAAAAUAAUCAUUACACAGUAAGCUUUGAAAGACAAUACAAAGUGUAUUCCAGCCUUAAUUAUGAUUGAAGUGUAACAAAUAAGUUAUUUUUUUUUUUUUUAUGAAAUUUGUUUUGAUAAGAAAAAACAGAAUUGUUUUACACUUAGUACUUAAACAAUAUCUAUUGUUAAUAUUAUUAUGAAUAACUUAAUUGGCACAAGAUUUUUGUGCUACACAUAUGUAGUGAAUGUAAAAAUAAAGACAGGAACUUACUAAUAUUUAUUUUUAAAUUUACAGAAUCUCGUUGGUUUGAUUUUAGUCAAAAAUAUUCCGAAUCAUCUUCCAGCGAUUAUCCAGUUCCAUGGGGUAAUUGCUCAGUGUACAAACCAAUACAAACAACAAAUACAUUUGUUCAAAAUGUGGAUUACAAGUACAAUAACAAUCAAAAAAAAAAUUCUAAUAGUCAUACAGUUAAAAUUCAAUUGUCCAAAAAGCUCGUAACUACUCCAGUUCCAACAACCAGUCCUAUUGAAUUGUGUUCAUCAUCUAGUUCACCCAUAAAUGUUAAAGAACCUGAAACACCUAUUAAAAUUGUGUCUAAAAGUAAUCCUGAUUUUGAAAAGUCACCUGAAGUGAAUAAUAAUAAAAUUUCUAAUAUUACUGAGAACGAGGACAUUAAAAACAGAAGUAUUACCUUAGACAAUUCUAAGUCUAAUGAUAUUACUGACGAGAAGGCUGUAUCCUAUGCAGAAAUCAUGAAAUAUUCAAAACCAAAACAAUAUUUACUAAUUAAAUCUAAUAUUGUCAAAGAAUCUAAAAAAGGAGAACCUAAUAAAUCCAAUAGGAUUCCCCCAUCUAAAAAAAUAUCAAUCAAGUUCCCAGAUGGUCCAUAUUUACCAAAUAAUCAACAUUGUGCAUUUUGUAAAAAUAAUGGUGAAGACGAAAAUCUAUAUAGAACACAUUUUGUUAAGGAUGAGUUAGGGAAUGUGAAAUGUCCACUUUUAUCAAGGUACACAUGUCCACAUUGCAAAGCAACUGGACCUAAAGCACAUACUAUAAGUCGAUGUCCAUUAAGUAAUAAAAACAGAAUAAACAGAUUCAAUAAACAACAGUGACAAAU